Messenger RNA from Rhizoctonia solani, 501 nucleotides. RefSeq lists its product as uncharacterized. NCBI's taxonomy places the organism in Eukaryota, Fungi, Basidiomycota, Agaricomycetes, Cantharellales, Ceratobasidiaceae. The record is from RefSeq and is a predicted model, not a curated record. The coding region runs from base 1 to 501 and encodes 166 amino acids. The transcript has 6 exons.
AUGAGUUGGUUUUCCGGAGACAGCUACCAGGCCGGAGCCUACGAUCAGGUUACCCAGAGGCCCCACGAAGCCUCGUGGUCUCACGAACUCAUCGCUGGAGCUGCCGCUUUUGAGGCUGCCAAAGCCUACGAGAAUCACGUUGCUCAGAACGGACAGCCAGAUUCACAUGCUACGGCAAAGGAGCUCAUCGCUGGAUUUGUAGGGGCUUUCCUCGACCGAGAGAUCGAGACCAAGGGUCUUGAUUGGUACGACCGUCAGCGUGCCGAGAGCCAAGCUGGCGCCGCAGCCUUCGAGGCGGCAAAAGCAUACGAGAACCAUGCUGCGAACAACGGUCAUCCCGCAGACCACGCAACCGCGAAGGAGCUCCUUGCGGGAUUCGUGGGUGCCUUUGUUGAUCGCGAGGUUGAGACUCGGGGGCUCGAUGCCAUUGAUAGGGCGCGUGCUAAGCGCCAUGCCCAGGAUCAGGCCGAAGAGGCCCUCGCUCAACAGGGUAUCUACUAG